Molecule: messenger RNA, 3224 nt
Organism: Tupaia belangeri chinensis (Chinese tree shrew)
Lineage: Eukaryota; Metazoa; Chordata; Mammalia; Scandentia; Tupaiidae
Gene: ZNF263
Product: zinc finger protein 263
Exons: 6
Coding region: 331-2385 (684 amino acids)
Biological process (GO): regulation of transcription by RNA polymerase II
Molecular function (GO): RNA polymerase II cis-regulatory region sequence-specific DNA binding; DNA-binding transcription factor activity, RNA polymerase II-specific
Source: RefSeq, a predicted model, not a curated record
GGCUGUGGACGCCGAAUUCGCGCGCGGGGACUUCCGGCGUGGGUGCCGAGUCCUGCGUAGCUUCUCAGCUGGUUCUUGCGCGACUUUCGGGUCGUGGCUCAGGAAGUCCUGGCGCGGCUGUCCAGGGGGUCGGUGCUUGGCUCUCGGGACCGAGUGAGACCAAGUUGUGGGUUCCGGCUGCGUCCGGGCGGGAGCCGGGCUCCUCGGCCGGAAUUUGGCGCUUUCGGCUCCCGGGGUCCUGCCGGCGCCGCCUUUCUUUGCACUGGGGUCAGGGCGCCGUCCUCACUCGGGCGCACUGGUUUCAGGACCAAAGCGCUCUAGGGUCUGAGGAUGGCGUCGGGCCCGGGCUCCCAGGAACGGGAAGGACUCCUCAUAGUGAAACUGGAGGAUGACUGCGCCUGGAGCCAAGAGCUGCCCCCGCCUGACCCAGGGCCCAGUCCAGAGGCCUCCCACUUGCGCUUCAGGCGGUUUCGCUUCCAAGAUGCCGCUGGUCCCCGGGAAGUCCUCAGCCGGCUUCAGGAGCUUUGCCAUGGGUGGCUGCGGCCUGAGCUGCGCACCAAGGAGCAGAUCCUGGAGCUGCUGGUGCUGGAGCAGUUCCUGACCAUCCUGCCCCAGGAGAUCCAGAGCAGGGUGCAGGAACUGCAUCCGGAGAGCGGCGAGGAAGCGGUGAUCCUAGUGGAAGAUAUGCAGAGAGAGCUUGGGAGACUGAGGCAACAGGUCACAAACCAUGGGCGGGGAACAGAAGUGCUUUUGGAGGAGCCUUUACCUCUGGAAACAGCAGGAGAGUCACCGAGCUUCAAGCUGGAGCCAAUGGAGACUGAGCGAAGCCCUGGCCCCAGGCUGCAGGAGCUGCUAGGCCCCAGCCCCAAAAGGGACCCCCAGGCUGUAAAGGAGAGGGCAUUAUCUACUCCCUGGCUUUCUCUCUUUCCUCCUGAAGGGAACAUGGAAGACAAGCAGAUGGCUGGGCCCCAGUUGCCUGAGAGCUUAGAGGACGUGGCAGUGUACAUCUCCCAGGAGGAGUGGGUACAUCAGGAUCCUAGUAAGAGGGCCCUCUCCAGGGACACGGUGCAGGAGAGUUAUGAGAAUGUGGACUCACUGGGGUCUAACAUUCCUGGUCAGGAGGGCCUAAGCACCCAGGUUGAACAAGGAGGAAAGCAAUGGGACUCCAGAGUCCAAAGCUGCAAGGAGGGCCUGAGCCCCAGAAGCCCCACUCCAGGAGAAAAGAAAUUGGAGAAUCCAGAAGAAAGUGCUCAGUGUGUUUUCCUUGAAAAUAUCCACUCUCAAGCUUUGUUCCCUGCCCAGGCCAGAGGGGAGGUACCCUGGAGUCCUGAGCAGGGAAGACCUCAGGACCGGGCAGAAGGGCAUUGGGAGCCUCCUGCAGAGGAUCGAAUGGCGUCGUCCUUAGUGGGCGCCCCAAGUGGCAAAGACCUGGGUCGACCAAAGGAACUACAGCCAAAGAAACUCCACUUGUGUCCCCUGUGCGGCAAAAAUUUCUCCAAUAACUCAAACCUAAUUAGGCAUCAGAGAAUACACGCAGCAGAACGGCUGUGUGGGGGAGUAGAGCACGGCGAGAUCUUUGGUGGGAACCCACACUUUCUGUCACUGCACAGAGCACACCUAGGGGAUGAGGCCCAUAAGUGCCUUGAGUGUGGGAAAUGCUUCAGUCAAAACACCCACCUGACUCGCCAUCAGCGCACCCACACAGGUGAGAAGCCCUAUCAGUGCAACGUGUGUGGAAAAAGCUUCUCUUGUAACUCCAACCUCCAUCGGCACCAGAGAACACACACAGGGGAGAAGCCCUACAAGUGCCCCGAGUGUGGGGAGAUCUUUGCUCACAGCUCCAAUCUCCUUCGACAUCAGAGAAUUCACACUGGAGAGAGGCCAUAUAAGUGUCUCGAAUGUGGGAAAAGUUUCUCUCGAAGCUCACACCUUGUCAUACACGAAAGAACUCAUGAGAAGGAGAGACUUUAUCCCUUCUCUGAGUGUCGGGAAGCCAUGAACGACAGCACCACCUUUCUCACAAACCAUGGAACCCACAAGGCAGAGAAGAAACUCUUUGAAUGUUUGACUUGUGGGAAAAGCUUCCGGCAGGGUAUGCACCUCACUAGACAUCAGAGAACGCACACAGGAGAGAAGCCAUAUAAAUGUACACUGUGUGGAGAAAACUUCUCUCACAGAUCCAACCUAAUCAGGCAUCAGAGAAUUCACACGGGAGAAAAACCCUAUACCUGUCAUGAGUGUGGAGACAGUUUCUCUCACAGCUCCAAUCGGAUUCGUCACCUGAGAACACAUACAGGAGAGAGACCCUAUAAAUGUUUGGAAUGUGGAGAAAGCUUCUCUCGGAGUUCACGCCUUACGAGCCAUCAGAGAACACACACCGGUUAGGAACAAUGGGAUUUCUCUCUGCCCUGCAACCAGGUGACCCCUGUGUUAUGCAGGUAAUUGAUACAGAGAAGUGGGAGGCAUGUUAUGAGAGAGGUGCAGGCAGCAGAGGGUUAGCAUAAAACUUAAGGAGUGCUGCCUGCACUUGAAAAGAUGCGUUUUGGAGGUGACCUGUUCAGGCAGGAAUUCUCUUAAGUUUUUCCUGUUCCAAGAUAUACCCACCCUCUUGGUAUAUUUAGCCAAGGUGUGAUUUGAGUGUCUUACUGUGUCCAGUGUUUAAUCCUGUAACUUGGGGAGUCCAUGUGAUUGUCCUGUUACUGCUUCCUCACUUGGGGCAUUUAGCAGGAGCAGUUGGGUUCCUGGGGCCCUUGAGAUCAAAGAAGAGUGGCCAAGUCUCCUGGGGAGCCAGGUGGAGGUCAACAAAAGAGUGGCUAUGAGUUCUUCCUCUCCCCAAGGCUGUGGUUGAGAAGCCCUGGGCAGUCCAGGUCAGCCAUCACAACAUCCCUCCAUGAUCUGAUAGGAGUACCCACUGAUAGACCAUAUGUUUAAGUGUAACCUCAGACAAAAAGGAACCAGAGGUAUAAGGGAAAUAAGGUGGAAUUUGUAGGAAAGCACAGAAAUGGCAGAGGAAAUGAGAGUCUGAUUUGUCUACUCUUUACAGAAACAGACUUUCCCCACCUGUAUCCAAAAACACAUAAAUAGAGCUCUGAAGGCUUAUUCCUGGGUAGAGUUCCAUGAAAGAUGGAUUCCCUGGGAAACUGAAAAAAUAAGUCCGAAGGGAAUUAGGGAUUAUGUCCUUCCCUACUGAAAAUGUUUGGAUGGUAAUAAAUAUCUUUAGGAAA